Molecule: messenger RNA, 3216 nt
Organism: Micropterus salmoides (largemouth bass)
Lineage: Eukaryota; Metazoa; Chordata; Actinopteri; Centrarchiformes; Centrarchidae
Exons: 9
Coding region: 1304-3031 (575 amino acids)
Molecular function (GO): protein binding
Source: RefSeq, a predicted model, not a curated record
CACACCUCCAUUGUUCUGAGAUCACUGAUCAGAGUAUAAUAGAACCACAUGUCAAACUCUGAGUGGUUGCUAAUAAAGAUGUAUUCAUACAUCAAACCUAUUUACAUGUCACUAAGGAGGGUAAACUGUACAGGUUGUUUACAGACAGAAACAAAUUGUUUGUAUGUAUGCUGGAUGCUCCCUGACUGGUUAGCUGCAAACAACUUAUUUCUGAUGAAAGUUAAAUUAAACAACCACAUUCCAGGUAAACUUGCACCUGUGCACAGGUAGCUCUGCAGACAGUCAUAGCUGUCCUGCAGCUGCCUGUGGGGGGAGGGGGGCAUUUGCAUCUGUACACAGGCUGAGAAUCAGAGUGUGACACUCUGAUUCAGCCAGCUUUCAUUUAAGUCAUUAUUUCUGCUCUAGGAGACCAGGGUAAAAUGAGUCUGCUUGUCCUGUAUCUCUUACAUUUUUUGCGUGCGUUCAGGGUAAAAUUCUCCCACUUCAAGUUAAAUUAAACAACCACAUUCCAGGUAAACUUGCACCUGUGCACAGGUAGCUCUGCAGACAGUCAUAGCUGUCCUGCAGCUGCCUGUGGGGGGAGGGGGCAUUUGCAUCUGUACACAGGCUGAGAAUCAGAGUGUGACACUCUGAUUCAGCCAGCUUUCAUUUAAGUCAUUACUUCUGCUCUAGGAGACCAGGGUAAAAUGAGUCUGCUUGUCCUGUAUCUCUUACAUUUUUGGGUGAGUUCAGGGUAAAAUUCUCCCUCUUCAACAGGAUCACAUUUACUAUACUAUCUAUAGCCUAGAGUCAGGCCUUUCACUGGAGACCAACAUUGUUUAUUUUGAAACUUGUGUCUGCCUGGUGUCAGAGGUCAGAUCUCUUAAAGUUUUUGGUAUGUACUUCUGCCUAGCAUUUUCAGAAAUAUGGUUGAUGAUACACACAUUUAAAGCUUUCCUCUUCCUCUGUACUGCAAGCCCAGGCCUACAAAUCAAACAUUUCCCAAAAUUUCAGGCUCAGUAUUUCAGGCCAACAUUGUAUGUAAUGAUCAGAAUAAUCAGAUUUCCCUACACUGAACAUGUAUUAAAAUGUGUUAUGUAACUCAUCCUUGUCAUUUCUUACAUUUGACUUACUUUAUUUAAAAACAAAUCAGUCAUGGUCAGCCCACCCCCCUCUUGGCUGCUGCAGAAAGGUGGGAGGGACUAUCAAGUGGACAUAUAAGGUGAGACCUCAGAGGCACCAUGUACUCAGUUCUUCAAGAAAACACUGAAGAUUCCUCCUGCAUUUUUCUUUGUUUGUAAACUAGCUUUUUCAUUUGCGAAGAAUGGCUCCCAAGCGUGACAAGGAUCGCCGCAUCGUUUCCUGUCUGCAGUGUUUCAGACCACAGGAGCUGUUGCCUAACCACCUGUUAAGAGUCUGCCUGAAGAACCACACAAAUGAGGAGAGGAAUGCAGAGGUGGACAGAGCCAAAAAGUCGAUGAAGGCCUGGACCCUUCAAGGCAGAACCUGGGACUACAACGUCAUGGUCAGGCGGUACCCCGAUGAGGCUUCCAGACAGGCUCUUCUGGAAGACCUUCGUGACAUGCAUUUUUUAAUUCUUAAUGACCCCAUGGACACACCUGCUGAAUCCAGUCACAGACCACCAGGCGCUGCAGUUGAAACUUGCAACAAAAAACCUGCUCAGCCGACUCUCCAAGACUGCCAGAGAGUCCUCAGAGUGUCACAGAUGGACAUGCUGGACAUCCGCAGGAGGCUCCUGGAUCAGCAGCAUGUGGAAGAAGACCAAAAGACGCUGUUCCGUUACUUCUGCGAAGCCAUCCUGGUCCUGAGAUACUUCCAGCGACCAGAAGCAGUGAGGGCAUUUACAGCUUCAGAUUGGGUCAACAAGACACAUGUUGAGGGACGAAUCCGAAUGGGGGUCAGUGAACUGACAGCGUCCACAAAGAAGAGUGCAACAUUUUCCCUCGCAGUGGAGGACUCUGCUAUGCUGGACGCAUACUUCCAGAAGGUUCGUCCAGCAUGUCUGCAGGACAGUGUGGACGACCAGGGCAGAUUUUUCCUGUCCAAACAGGGCAUACCAGUUGGCAACGUUGCGAGCGACCUCAACCGUCUGCAUGAACAGUAUGAAUUACCAAGCUUUUCAAGCCAAGAAGUGAGAAGAGCCCACAGAUUCAGUACUUCGACAUGCUCUCCUUCUGAUGAGCCGGCUGAUGAGAGGAUAGGUCGGAAAAAGAAGCGAGGCAGAGGCGCAGCUGACCAGGAUGACAGGGACUUUGGAGCGUUUCUCCAGCACUUCCCGGCGACGGCGAGUAGCACCCCACCCACGAAAAAAAAACGGACCGCUGCAGGGUUUCCACCUGACAGAGUCUUUUAUGACAGGUGGAGGUCUGUGCAGUUUGCCAAGCGGGAGGAGCACCUCUUGUCCCAGUGUUCGAGACGGCCCCCGACAGUCAGCAAGGUGUCAUUGCUCAUCCAAAAAGAGGGUUGGACUGCCAACUGUCCUCGCCCCGAGAACGUAGUGGCAAAGUGGAAACCAGUCAGUAGGGUGCAGGUGGAGACGGAUCCAUGGAUCCUCACUACGCUCCAUAGUCAAAAGUGGACAGGCCUGGCCCUCAAGGACUUUGGUGGCACAAAAGGACAUGGAGUUGUUGCCACCAAAGCCUUUUCCAUGGGAUCCAUUGUUUGCGAUUACCAUGGCAAGGUAAUCACAGGAGCAGAGGGCCGGAAGAUGAUGGAGUCCAUCCAGGAUGAGAUGGGCUACCUUUUCUUUUUCCAUGGUGGUGGUCGGGACCUCUGCGUAGAUGCUCAGACUUUCCCGUGUGGGUGUCACCCAACAGAAGACACCAUGGGCCGGAGGAUCAAUCAUUCCUCCAAGAAGGCAAACCUGAGGCCAGUCUAUUGCAGGAUGAACUUCCCUGAAGGAGAGAGGGAUGUCAUCCUGUUGCAGGCCACAAGAGACAUUGAUAUCUGUGAGGAGCUGCUUUUUAAUUAUGGCGUCAAGCGCACAUCUUUUCGGGGAGAAGGACUGAACCUCGACUGGCUGGAUGAGUGAACAAAAUGCCAUUCAUUCAACACUCUUGCAAUAAUAUCUAUAUACACAGCAUGUUGUAUGCACAUUGCAAUUGUUUUUAACUUGACACUUAUCUUAAUUUUAUUAUGUACAUAACAGUGUCUUUGAUUUUUUGUUAUCUCCCCUGUACAUAGCAAACAAUAAAGAUUCGACUAUAAGCACUGUAA